GUGAACACAGACAGAAGUAUUAUACUCGUUGCGCGAUAAAUGUGAGCACAGAUUUCGUUCCAUUUACAUUGAAUUAGAAACGGGUCAAUUAGCCGUCAACACCUAUUUAAAUUAAUUUAUAGUUAAAUUUGCCAAAACGGUUCUAAUCAGAUUUUUUUCAAGAAUGGUGCAGAAAGGUCCUCGUCCUUUGGUGCUGUGCGGACCCUCGGGGUCGGGCAAGAGCACUUUGUUGAAGCGUCUUCUGAAAGAAUUCCCGGAUAAAUUUGGCUUCAGUGUGUCGCAUACUACAAGGAAUCCACGUCCAGGCGAGAAAGAUGGUGUGCACUACCACUUCACUACCAAAGACGAAAUGUCCGCGGCUAUAUCUCGAGGAGAAUUCAUAGAAAAUGCAACUUUCAGUGGCAACAUGUAUGGAACAAGUAAACAAGCGGUCAAUGAUGUGCAAUGUAGUGGAAGAAUCUGUGUGCUUGAUAUUGAAAUAGAAGGUGUUAAACAAGUGAAGAAAACUGAUCUCAACCCACUACUCGUCUUUGUGAUGCCACCUUCCAUUGAGGAGUUAGAGAGGCGACUCCGUGCACGUAACACUGAGGAGGAAGAAGCUUUGAAAAAGAGGUUGGAUACGGCACGCAAAGAAAUCUUAUUUGGUCAGGAGCCAGGAAAUUUCCACAUCAUAAUUCUGAAUGAUAAUCUGGACAAGGCAUAUUCAGAACUGCGUGAUUUCAUAUCACAAAACAUGGAAGAAAAGGAGCGAGAUGCGGAAGCAGAAUCUGAGGCAGACAAGUGAACAAUCUGCAUGAAGCAUGAUAUUACCUAUCAAUGCAAACAAAUGAGCAUACAAUGAUAUCCUCAUUUUAUAAUAAUGUUAAAUUGGUGUUAGUUGUGUGUUUAACACUAAUAUUUGGCCCCAAUAUACAUAUUGAAAACAAAUCUAUGAAAAACUACCUCCUAUUAAAUGUUUAAGUACCCAGUAUUGUAUUGCCAUAUAAUGGUCAAGUUUGUUCAAAACUAUAAGGUGUCUGGAAGUCACAUGUUUAGAGUGGUUGUUGUUCAAAUUUAUUAGAUGUUAUAAAUGUUAGAUGGCAAUCACUUAAUGGCAUAUAUUUUUACAGAUUUUCAAACAAAGCUGUGUCUUGAUGUGUCUAAGACUCAUUUUGAUUAAUGAGUAUAAUAAUGCAUAUUAUAUUUUGAUCAUAAAUAAUAAGAAGCUACCAAAAGCUUUAUUUAGUAGAAUUUUUAAAGAAUCUUAAUGUCUAUAAUGUAAGGUAUUGUGUAUUAUUACUAUGUGGAAUUGCUUUUACAACCUCCCUAAUUUUUGCCAGCAGGUUAGGUUGGAUACAGUACCUACCUAAAGCCUCCUAGUGAGUCUAGUCUAAGCUUACCAAUUAGUUCCAUAAGUGUGUAGUUCAAAUUAUAAUGUUAUUUAUGUUAGUAAAACAAUUCCAUUCUCAAAAUACCUAUUAAGCAUUUAAAUAUAUAAUUUUUGUGAGUAUUUGUAGCAUCUUUGACAAAAUGGGGACUCCUAACAUUCCAUAAUAAUCUAUUAAAUAUGUAGUCUUGCUGUAGUCUAUUAUUUUAAAAGACCCGCCCAUUUUUUGUGCCAAAUUUUAUACAAUUUGAGCUGUUUUCUUUAAAAAUCUAUAUUAAAACUAGUGUGCAAUUGUCUAUAGAUAAAAAGUACUUAGAAAUUGUUAGUAAAAAAAGUUAAUAUUAAAUGUAUUGUAAUUUCAUGUAGUGCAGUGCCGUAAAAGGGCAAUUAUUCUCAGAUUUAUUUUAAGUUUUAGCAUAUUUAAACCCAUUUACUCUACGACUUAAAAAAAUACUUAACCUCAAAAUAAAUUGCUAUAAAAUAAUUACGAUAGUUUGAGCUUUACUUAACUAAGGCGGAUUUCUGUGACUCACUGUAACUGUGGAAUUUUUCAUGCAAAAUGUACAAUAAUUCUAUUUUUAUAUGUUUGCUUAUAGCUGUUCUUCGAGGAUUCUGAAGAAAAACGUCGCUGAGAGGUUCUUCUAUAUUUAAAGAUAUAUAUUUUUAGUACUAUCGCUAAUAAAUACUCGUUUAUUAGAAUAUAAUAUCACCUCGAAAUGAUGAUAUACACUUUCUAAGAGCCAGCUUUUUAAAAUAUUUAUUAUUUUUUGAAUGUAGACUUUUCGAGGAAUGCAUUCUUAUUGUUAUAUUUUUGGGGCUUUUUUGUGUAACUACCAAACCAUCUCCAUAUUUUUUGGUGUUCAAUUUUAACCAUUCCAAGAUACUAGCGUUGCUGUACUGCUAUAUAUGAAAUUAUUGUGAUUUGCAUAAUUUUGUUAUUUAUAUACCUAACUACUAUUUAUUCCAAACGAUGUGUUGCGUUUGCAAUAUUCUCAUUUAACGCAAAUUGUAUGUGUUAAGUGUUGUGAGAAUAGCAAUUAAAACUAUUUAAAAUCA
This is a messenger RNA of Spodoptera litura, 2422 nucleotides long. RefSeq names its product guanylate kinase. Gene Ontology annotation, cellular component: cytosol. Gene Ontology annotation, molecular function: ATP hydrolysis activity; GMP kinase activity. The record is from RefSeq and is a predicted model, not a curated record. NCBI's taxonomy places the organism in Eukaryota, Metazoa, Arthropoda, Insecta, Lepidoptera, Noctuidae. Gene Ontology annotation, biological process: purine nucleotide metabolic process.